Ceratina calcarata is the source of this 2396-nucleotide messenger RNA. RefSeq lists its product as uncharacterized. The record is from RefSeq and is a predicted model, not a curated record. The coding region runs from base 625 to 1710 and encodes 361 amino acids. The transcript has 4 exons. Lineage: Eukaryota; Metazoa; Arthropoda; Insecta; Hymenoptera; Apidae.
UAGCGUCUCGACCUACGAACGCGAACUUCCGACAGUUUCCAAAUUUUAUCCACCUGCGUGGAACAAUAUCGUUGUCACGAUUAAGAUAGAAACGCGUAUCUAGUAGACGAAACACUUACGACGUUUCGACGUUUACGAACGGCAUGAUAUACGCGUUAAUUAAAAGCGGAUCGAGUCCCAGAUGGCCCGUUUAUUCGCGUUGCCCAGGAACCAAACCACGAGGCAUCGAUCGAGUUUCCCUUUCCGUGAACGCGUCGGCACGCGCCGUGACCGAUUUCCAAGUGUGCCAGUGGAUCGGGUGUAUCGUGGGAGGUUCGACGGAACCGUUAUUGGAAGAUCGGGCGUCGCAUAACGAUUGCAUCGGACCCGCCCGGUCCCGAUCCAAAGGCGAGAACAAUCGUCGAAUACAGAGCUCUAGGACGACCGUUACGCGUUUAAUAUGCUCCGCGACGAGUCGUUUAUGUUUCGUUCGAGGGGCCAAGAAGCCUCGAAGGAAAACAGGCUUCAAUGUUCCCUUGCUCGUCGAAUCGUUCUCACUCGAAAACUCCGAGCUUCGCGAAUCAUUACGAAAAAUCGUUUCCAAACGACGCGUUUCUAUCUUAAUCGAGCUACGAGCAGUGAGCGAUGAUCUCAAAGAAUAGGACGAGUCCGCGAGGGUUUCGCGUUCUCGCGUCGCUGUUCUUCAUCAUCGGAAUCGCAUCCGCGAGUUCAAAGUCCGCGAACAAUACCACGAUCGUUCGGGCCAAACCGAGCGAAGACGGGGCAUCUCUUCUGCCGAUGGAAGCGCGAAAUUCGGAAGUGCUGAUCGAUGCUCCGUCGACGAAACCAUUGACGAAGAUCGUCGGUCCGACGACACGGAACGGAGACAGCUAUCUGGAAGCUCUGAAGCACUCUCGAACCAGCACGGAUCCGCGCGAAGGGAUCGUACCUUCUAGCGGACAGACGCCGAUCAAGUCUGGAUCGUUUCAACGGAGGAAAGAAGGACCAGUGUUCGUCGCCUCCUCGCGUGUUCAGAACGAGCCCGACCGGGACGGAUAUUCUAUGGUUCCAAGCGAUUCGUACACGUUACCGAGUCGAACGUCGUCUCCUAGAAUUACUUACGGACCACCGGUGCAGCAACCCCCUCGGCCCGUUUACGGGCCAGCUUUCAACGAUUAUCCUUCUUCGGAUCACGGUUCCUACUUACCGCCCCAUCAAGGUGAGGGGAGAGCCUACGGGCCGCCAGCAUCGGCUCCAGCUCCCGCACCUGUCUACGUCCCAUACGGAGCUCCCGAGUCGGUUCACCUAGGGCUACCCUCUAUCGACUUCUCGCUGCCGUUCUCUCUUAAACUGAACGCAUUCACCUUGGCCAAGAUAAUUCUGAAACUGGUCAUCUUUAAAAUGAUCGUCAAGUUCAUCGCCGUCAUCUGUCUCCUGUUGUUCAUUCCGAAGCUCGAAAUAAAAAAGAACAAAGGUGGCAUGCAAAACGACGACGACGACGAGGAAGACGAAGGACGCGCUCUGUCCAACACGAAUUGGAGAGUGCGGGACCGGCUGAACACGUUGACGCUGGCGGUGAACGAGGCCAUGAGGCAACACGGCGUCGACUGCGCGACGCUUGAAUGUCGAAUCGGGAGAGCGUUCGAACGCGAGAAAUCCUGGCCGGACUACGAGCAGCUGUUGCAAAGUUACCUGUUGGAGGAAACGCGAAUCGCCCGAAUGAACAUUUAGCGCUGUGCUUCGCUGGUUUCGAAGCGUCACGCGAACACGCGGUCCGAUUCCUUUCGUCGAGGCCGCGAAGGGAAUACGAGAGAUCAUCACGAUUGAUAGUCUUUCCUCUGCUCGCGUAUUUAAUUCGUCUCAUUACACGUUGCAAUGUAUUAUACAAUAAUAUAAUUAUAGGUAUACGUACGAAUGGUACGACGUGACUCACUCGCCGCUCCCUAGUCAAUAAAAAAAAGAGAAGAACGUACCUGCGUAUGCUUGUGUACGGCUACCUAUCCAUAGGCAUUCCGAUUCUCUGAAACUACUUUAUUAUCUGCGAAGAAUUCUUUUGUUUUUUUCCACUCGUUCCAUUUUGCAGCGAAUUCGCGACACUUAUCGUUACCAAUUCCCGGCUGGCGAACGGCGGAGGCGUGAGCAAUUUCGAAGAUUGCCUCUACGUGAUCUUCUCGAGUUUUCCGGAGGAGAGGAACAGGUGGGGGCAUAUCCGUUUAUAAAUGCGAUCGCGACAGGCGACGAUAGUUUCAGUUUCAGUCGUUUUAUCGUUCGCUACGUGUCGCUCGAUUCCCAAGGAAAUCAUGAAGCGGUCAGUUUUGUUCGCGUUGAUCGUCGCCUGCGCGUUCGCGUUGCUCCUCGAGGUGGACGCCGUGCCCGCGGACGAGGCUAAGCAAGUCAAGGAGCCGAAGGAAAUCAAA